AACUUACAGAGACGUUCACUUCAGGCAGGUAUUUUUAGGAAGACGGGCUGCCACGAGCUCUGAGCGUAGGCUUUGUGAGUCCUCUGUGUGCCAAGAAAGCGUUUAGCUAAGUGUAUGAGACGCACGAUGUUAGCACCCAUCUUUAUAAACGUUAAUACCAUAGGCUCCGCCGCCAUACUGCCCCACUGCCCUUGCAGCCCUCACACCUCGCCUAAGGCGACGAGGAGCAGACAACGGGCGGCCGCGGUCCCGCCCUCAGCAGAAGGCGGUGCGUACGGUGCCUCCCGGAGGGGGCGGAGAGGAGAGGGAGGCGGCAGCCCGCUUCUGCGCGGGAAGGAAGGAAGGGUUUUGGCGGGCUCGGCGGGGACGGGCGGACAGCAGGGGCACGGGCGGACAGCAGGAGCGCGCCCGGCCGCGCGGACCGCCUCCUGCUCGCCAUGCCGGCCGCGGAGGAGCCGUCGAGCGGCCUGGAGGGCGGCGAGCCGCAGUACCUGCAGCAGGUCCGGCACAUCCUGCAGCACGGCCACCGAAAGGAGGACCGCACGGGCACCGGCACCAUCUCCGUCUUCGGCAUGCAGGCGCGGUACAGUCUGAGAGAUCAGUUCCCACUGCUGACAACAAAGAGAGUGUUCUGGAAAGGAGUGCUGGAGGAGCUGCUGUGGUUUAUCAAGGGUUCUACAAAUGCCAAAGAGCUCUCUGCAAAGGGUGUGAAGAUUUGGGAUGCCAAUGGAUCACGUGAGUUCCUGGAUAAGCAGGGGUUUUGCACCAGAGAAGAGGGAGACUUAGGGCCGGUUUAUGGUUUCCAAUGGAGGCACUUUGGAGCAGAAUACAAAGACAUGCACACAGAUUAUUCCAACCAAGGAGUUGAUCAGUUACAAAAAGUGAUUGAGAUGAUCAAAACCAAUCCAGAUGACAGAAGAAUCAUCAUGUGUGCUUGGAAUCCCAAAGAUAUUUCUCUGAUGGCUUUGCCACCUUGCCAUGCUCUUUGCCAGUUCUAUGUUCUAAAUGGUGAACUGUCUUGCCAACUGUAUCAGAGGUCUGGAGAUAUGGGAUUAGGAGUGCCUUUCAAUAUUGCCAGCUAUUCGCUGCUCACGUACAUGAUUGCCCAUGUCACAGGGCUGAAGCCUGGAGAAUUCAUACACACCUUAGGAGAUGCUCACAUAUAUCUGAAUCAUGUGGAGCCUCUUAAAGUUCAACUUCAAAGGGACCCCAGACCUUUACCCAAACUCAAAAUCCUUCGUAAGGUCGAAGACAUCAGUGACUUUAAGGCAGAAGACUUUCAGAUUGAAGAUUAUAACCCUCAUCCACCUAUUAAGAUGGAGAUGGCUGUUUAAUGCUAUUAAACAUCUUCUAUCAAUAUGGAAAUCUACCUAAACUACUUUGCUUCAUCCGUACUUGAAGUUGCAGGUUUUUUUAAAUAUAAUUCUAAAGGUAUCUGCUUUAGUAUUGAAAAAUAGACCAAUGUUGCCUUCAUUACUAAGUUGUCAGAACAAAUGUGUAGGUGUGGAAUUUACUGCUGGUUUUUUUCUACCUGUUAUGAAGCAGAGUAGAAUUCCUGGCUUCUGCAUAUCAGACAAUGAAUUUGGAUUAUUUAUUCCUCUCUAAAUAAUGUGUUUAGUAUGCAGAUGUUAUCCCAUUUUUACAUUGUUUGUGAGAUGCUUUUCUACUGAUUAUUUCAUUUGACUGUGGCUGUUUCAGUUACUAUUCAGCUAUUAUUUCUGAGUUGUAUUUGCUUACAUGCUUUAUUUAGUACUGGAAAUAAGAACCUUUAUGUACAACAGAAGAUUCUUUCAUAGAGGUCUUUAGAACACAU
Messenger RNA from Phasianus colchicus (ring-necked pheasant), 1813 nucleotides. RefSeq names its product thymidylate synthetase (gene TYMS). Gene Ontology annotation, cellular component: mitochondrion; cytosol. The record is from RefSeq and is a predicted model, not a curated record. Gene Ontology annotation, molecular function: thymidylate synthase activity. NCBI's taxonomy places the organism in Eukaryota, Metazoa, Chordata, Aves, Galliformes, Phasianidae. Gene Ontology annotation, biological process: dTMP biosynthetic process.